CUCACCCUUCCAACAAACCGCGAGAAACUUUUAUUAAAAGAAAAUGGGCUUGGAGAGAAAAAGGUGCAGAUCCCCACGAAUGCAUCGAAGGAAGAGGUGAAGCAAGUUUUGUACAAGGCCUUUCGUCCAUUACAAAAUUGUGGCGGAUUCGAAAUGCUGUUGUGCGCAGACAACUCGCGUACCAAGUUACAAGUGGUUAAGUAUGGGUCUUGCAAUACCGACGACCUGAGGUGUUUGGGCAUGGGCCGAGUUUAUAUUCGGCCCAUAAAAGUAGAUAUCACUUUGGGGCCGGGGGACAUAGAGGAUGACGAUGAACAUGCGGAGGAGUGCCUGCUUUGUAGGGAGUCUAUCCCACUGCGUGGAAUGCGAGUCCAUAUGGAAACGUGCCGGGGUGAAACAAGGCCUGGAGAAACAUCCGGCGAUGAUCUCCCGCCAGCAUUUGGCGAGAGGAGGGGGGAAGAACGAGAUAACCCAGCAGAACUGCCAGAUCAGCCUCCUGGUGGCAUUGAGCAGAAUUCACCGGAACUGCCAGAACAGCCUCCUCGUGCUACUGAAGAGGCUUCAACUAGUCAUGGCGAGGCAGCCGCCAAGGAAGAGGAACCUGUCCCGUACGAGGAGCAUCUGAGCAAUGCAAUAGAGGAAACAUUAAAAGCUAUGGCUACCUGUGACGAGCCUGUUACCGUCUUAGGGGAGUUCAGGCGAAGGCUACAACGAGGGCGCAUACUUGAUCUUCAAAACGACUAGGAAGUGUGAGGGAAAGACCACUGAGAUAUUUGUCUCUCGUUACCGCCUCUUCGAUGACGCAAUGGAAGAGA
Messenger RNA from Stylophora pistillata, 815 nucleotides. RefSeq lists its product as uncharacterized. Gene Ontology annotation, molecular function: ubiquitin-protein transferase activity. NCBI's taxonomy places the organism in Eukaryota, Metazoa, Cnidaria, Anthozoa, Scleractinia, Pocilloporidae. The record is from RefSeq and is a predicted model, not a curated record.